Messenger RNA from Mollisia scopiformis, 1356 nucleotides. RefSeq lists its product as uncharacterized. The record is from RefSeq and is a predicted model, not a curated record. NCBI's taxonomy places the organism in Eukaryota, Fungi, Ascomycota, Leotiomycetes, Helotiales, Mollisiaceae. The coding region runs from base 129 to 1217 and encodes 362 amino acids. The transcript has 2 exons.
CGAGAACCUAUUGUCAUAUGAAAUAAUUAUACUGCAGCUUACAUCAGAGAAAUUCCGCUCCAGUAAUCAAGACUUCACUCUCCUUUCUUUGUUUUCACUUCUUGUAUUCUUCAUUCACUCCUUUCGCGAUGGCGUCCGCAAGUAGUCUCCCUAUAAAAUUGAUAGCCUUCACCACCGCCUUGGUGCUGGGGGCUUCCGCAAGUCGCAUCAACUUACGAACACUUAUCAUCAACACUUUCACUGGGCCCGGCAUGUAUUCGAGAAUAGCCGCAGCUCUACUUGUACUUGCAAACCUCAAGAAUGUCCCUUGGGCGUGGCAUUACCGCGUCUUCCAGGGUAUCCUCUACCACUGUCUAUUCAACAAACCGAACAUACCCCUUGAUAUUGCACCUUCGACACUCUUCCUCCCUGUCAUAACGAGCUCAUACUCCCCAUUGCUGGAAUGCGACUAUAAUUUCCACAAAUCGAACUCCACAUACUUCUCCGAUUUAGACGUCACACGAUCACAUCUAAUAUGCGCCCUCAUCCAGCCAGGCAUUGAAAAGCUACAGCACAACGCGCGAGAGAAGCUUGUCCUGGACAAGGAAGGCAAACCAGUGCUGGGAAAGUGGUCCAUCAUGCUAGGAGGCGUAAUGACAACUUUCAAACGGGAAAUCGGAAUGUACCAAGGUUAUGAAAUGUGGUCUCGACUACUCGCUUGGGAUCGCAAAUGGGUCUACAUCGUUACUCACUUUGUGAAGAAAGGAGCUGUCAAGCCGAAAGAAUAUAUCCUGACGGAUGGGAGCUGGUUUGGGAAGGGCAAGAAGUACCAGAAAGUUAACCAGAACGGUCACGCCAGCGAAGCUACAGGCGAGGAUUUGGACGAGAAGGCAAUUUUCGCGAGUGCUAUUAGCAAGUAUGUCAUCAAGCUGGGAAGAUUAACGAUUCACCCGGAAGUUUCGCUGGAAGCUGCUGGAAUGCUCCCACCGAAACCGGGCGGAUGGGCAACGAUGACCAACUCGGGGGAAUCGACACCAGAGACGUUAGAAGUGGUAGAAACAGACGAUGCAGCUCAAGAGAGCAGUACUGGUGAUGAAUGGAACUGGAAGAGAAUAGAGGAGAAGAACAAUCAAGGUCUAAAGCUUGUCGAGCAUUUUGCGGCAUUAGAUGGAUUACAUGGGGAGUUUUCGGGGAGCAAGGAACCGGCGUUGGGAAGGUAUAGAGAUUUCCUCUGGUAGGGAAAGAGAAUUGUGAAGAUUGAGCGCUGGUUUAGAUUAUCGGGGUGAGGUAGACCAAUUAGAUCUAAUGAAUGUUUCACUCAGCCUUGUCCCAGGGUAAGGAGCAACAAGCGCUUAGAGACUUCCGAGUGGAUCUGGG